Molecule: messenger RNA, 7042 nt
Organism: Corvus hawaiiensis (hawaiian crow)
Lineage: Eukaryota; Metazoa; Chordata; Aves; Passeriformes; Corvidae
Product: synaptotagmin-like protein 1
Exons: 17
Coding region: 820-3750 (976 amino acids)
Biological process (GO): intracellular protein transport; exocytosis
Cellular component (GO): exocytic vesicle; plasma membrane
Molecular function (GO): small GTPase binding; neurexin family protein binding
Source: RefSeq, a predicted model, not a curated record
GCAGAGUCAUUUGCUGUGCCCUGUGUGAAGGCUGGCAUUGCCUGUCUCCCUCCUGGCUGCAGAGCUGCAGCUGGGCACAGCUUACACCAGCUCUCCUGGCACUGCAAAACCAGUCCCCCAGGUGAAUAUUCUGAAGGCUGCAGCUGUUGGGAAGAGCCUUUUUGCACCUGAACACUGCUAAGCAGUUCUGUAGUAAUCUAGAUCCAGGGCUGAGAAGGGUGUGAGGAAUGAGCAAAGCUCCCUGAGUAACACCUGGAAUGAGCAAACAACAAACUCCCUUUGUCUGGAAAGAGAAGCCAUGGCUGUGACACAGGUCUGCAAAAUGCACAAUAUGGAGCAGGGAUGCUUGAACUCCACAGAGCAGAACUCCCUGUUGAGGAGAGCGCAUGCCAGAGGUGCUGCGGGUGCCGGUGGUGAGAUGAGCUUUCGUGCCUCUUGAGGCAGCUCCGGCGGGCGGCGGGAGCUCGCUCCUUGCCGUGCUUCCCUCGGUGAUUGACGUUGGCAUCCAGAUCGCUGCAACUGUGCCUGAAGAAAAGCAAAGCAAAGGAGCCUAAUUUUGCUGAGAGAAUUUUCCUGGCAGGGCGAGGCAUGCAGUGCAGAGAGACGUGCCAGCCAAGAGCCUGGAAGCGCAAGUGCAGGUGCUAAGGCGAGUUCCACCCAAGCCAUGCUGUGGUGAAUCCUUUCUCCUCAGCCACAUCCUGCUCAGCACCAGGGCAGCUGCGAGGGGCUGCCCAUGGCACUGCGGCAGCCUGGGCUGGAUUAGUGCCUGCUCUGUCUUUGCUCCAGCCAUCCGAAGAACUGAAGAAGAUUGUAGGGAAGAUGUUGGACUUGAGCUUCCUGACUGAAGAGGAGUAUAUAAAGCUGAUGAAGGUUCUGCAGAGAGAUGCAGAGCUGAAGAAGAAGGAUGGGGAUCGCAUCAGGAGGAUACAAGGCUCCAUCAAGGAUGAAAAGAAGAAGAAGUUUGUGACAGGUGAAUGGUUUUCGGAAGUGAAGGCAAAACGGUUUCAGCAAGACUUGGAGGGGCCGGAUCUACUUCGGGCAUCAAUUAGAAGGAAAAAGGGCAAACUAGAAAUUGUCUGUUGCAUUACAGAUGAGGCCAACAAGCACAUCCAGAUGGGUCUGGAAAGCAAAGCUGUCCCGAGUCCUGCCUUUCCUGAGGAUGUUGCUGAUACAGGAGAGGGAAGAUCCAGUAGACCUACUCUUGAAACCACAGAAAAGAAAAUUUUGCCAAAACCAAAGCCAAGACUUCCUGUCCAGUUGUCUGCAUCAUACAAGGGAUCCAGCAUACAUGAUGUCUCUUCCUCAGAGAGUGACACUGGAGUAAGUCCAUUUGUGACUGCAACAAACAGCUUUCAUUUGUCUAAGAAAGGUCAUGGAGUAUCUCCAUUGCCCACCAAGCUUUCAGAGGAUGCUGUGCCUCAGCCCAGCACUGCAGCUGGAGAAGAAGCUCUUGAUGGGGCCACCGGCGCUACAGAGCGGCCAAAAAUUCCACCCGAAGAAACUUACGCUCCCAGCAAGAUACCAGUUAAGAAGAAACCAAGCAGAACCUUCCCCAGAUCCGAGCAGUUUGUGAAUCUUGUGGGGCCAGCAGAGAACAGCCUUACAAAGAAAGAGCCGCUGGCAAGCCCCAGACCACUGCCCACAGAGGGGGAAAGCAGCCAGGCUGGGAAGCAGGGCGUGAACUACACGAUCUCAUCGAUGAGCAGCAAAGAGGAGGGUAUCGGCCUUGACCGUGAGCACUUCAGGAACUUGAAGAACUUCUGGGAGAAGGGAGCAGACUCGGUGGCAGUGGGGAGCUCGGUGGCGGAGCUGGGCAGGGCGGAGGCAGACGGUCGGCAGUUCAAGCUGUGCCGCUCGCUCUCCGUGCAGUCUGGGCAAGGCCAGGACGCUGUGGAAAAACCUGGCACCUUCACCAAAACAAAGAGUCCCUACAAAAGGACAGUAACGUUGUCUUCUAGCGAGGAAGAGCCAAGCUGUGCCACCCCUGCAAGGAAGGGCUCGGUUUCCCUCACUCCCAGAUCCACGUAUGCCAAGAGCAAAGGCGGCCUGGUUACAAGAAAUGACUCACUGAGUGAAAGCAAUGGGAAGCUGCUGAUGCCAGAGGAAGAGAAGGUGGGGCAGCACUGCUCCAAGAAAUCCAGAUUGCCUGUGCGGGCGCCUUCCAUCAAACUCGAGUCACCUACCAAGGAUGUUUCUGGCAACACGUUGGAGCCAGGGACGCCUGUGGAGGAGCUGGUCAUGGCAGAAGAGCACAAGCCCACUGCGAGGUCCCAGGCGAGCAGGGUGCAGAUACUGAUCGAGCCUGUGCUCACAGAUGAUGAAGGCGAUGAUGCAAAAGAGGAAAGAUCUGAUUUGGGCACUCUUGACAACAUGGAAAUAAAUGGAGAGCUACCUGAGGAAAAAAUGUGCGAGUCUUCAGACCAGCUGGCAGCCGGUGAACCAUCUGGAGAGAGAGAGGCUGUUCAGGGAACAGACUCAGCUGUUUACUCAGAGGAAGAUGGGGAUCAUUCUCCUGCUGCUCAGGCACUGGCCCGAGCAAAUAGCAUUAAUCUUGCAAAGAGCAUGGUGAACAUUUACACAACCACAGAGACAUACAAUAAACCUCAUUUGAUACCACAUCAAUUUCUUGAACCUGAAAGAGUCAAAGAGCUGAGCAGAUCCUCUCCUGUCCUGUUGUCUGAGACUGAAUCAGACACAGCUUCAGAAAUCAGCUUCCAGUUUAACAGGCACAAGAAGACACCCAGCAUUGGCAGCCACUCGUCUGACAUGGCUUCUGUCUCCUCGGUGAGUGGCAGUGUGCUCAGUGUCUACAGCGGCGAUUUUGGGAGUGUGGAUGCCCAAGGAACCGUGGAAUUUGCUCUAGACUAUGACGAGAAGAACCGGGAGUUCCAGGUCCACGUGUCCCAGUGCAAGGACUUGGCUGUAGUGGAUGAGAAGAAAGGCAGAUCUGACCCGUAUGUUAAAACUUACCUGCUCCCAGACAAAGCUAGGAUGGGUAAGAGGAAAACAUCAGUGAAGAAGAGGACAGUGAAUCCCAUUUACAAUGAGGUGUUACGGUAUAAAAUAGAGAAAAUGGUAUUGCUGAUCCAAAAAUUAAAUCUCUCUGUUUGGCACAAUGAUCCAUUGGGACGUAACAGUUUUUUGGGAGAGAUUGAAAUUGACUUGGCCAGCUGGGACUGGAGCAACAGGAAACUCAACUGGUACCCACUGAAGCCCCGGAGCCUUUCUGCUGUUAAUGGUGUGGAUCAUCGAGGAGUGAUGAGUUUGUCCAUUAAGUAUGUGCCCCCUGGAAGCCUAGGGCCCAAGAAUCCUCCCUCUGGCGAAGUUCACAUUUGGGUCAAAGAUGUCAAGGACCUGCUGCAGUUGCGUCCAUCUGGAGUUGACUCCUUUGUGAAGUGCUAUGUGCUGCCAGACACCAGUAAGAAGAGCUACCAAAAGACCCGAGUCAUAAAGAGAGACACAAACCCUGUUUUCAAUCACACCAUUGUGUAUGAUGGCUUUCAUACUGAGGAUCUGAAGGAUGCAUGUGUUGAACUCACUGUGUGGGAUCAUGAAAAGCUUACCAACCAUUUCCUUGGAGGAAUCAGGCUGGGCCUUGGGACGGGUUUGAGCUAUGGCAUCUCUGUGGACUGGAUGGAUUCCACACAGGAGGAGGUGGCCUUUUGGCAGGAGAUGAUGCUGGCUGCCAAUGAAUGGAUCGAGGGAUUGCUACCACUGCGCUCACUGGCAGGGAGGAAAAAACUGAAAUAACCCAUCGUUGGUGCCAUAGAAAUGCCCAGUGUUCAUUAGAAUUGGGAAACUUCCUGCACCAGGGAGAAAGAGACCAUCCACAGGGCUGCAAGUGUCAGGGUGAUAAGGCAAUUAAUGGGCAUCACCUUGGAGGUGUUCAUGUUAAAUACUAAUCCACUGACGGAGGACAUGGAAGAUGCCAAACUGAUGCUAUACGUGAUUCUGACCAAGAAGAAACUUAAUUUGCCUUUUUGUUUAAUCAUUUAUGUAUUCAGUAUAUUUGAAUUCCAUUAAGCUCUGGGAGCAUUAGCAGAAGGAAAAGGAGAUACGGAUACUUUUAUUUUUUUACUGUUUCUUGUGCCAUUUUUUUCCUCGCAGAGAUGCAGUUGUACUGAAGCAGCAGCGUGGUAUUAUUCAUACUCCCUGCAAGGGGUACACUUUGUACUUGAUGUACAAUUGCUCCAAGUCACCAGCACAGUUUGAGAACGGGAGCUUUGCAUUUGUCACUGGUGAUAACACCUCUUUAACAUGAGGAAAACUGAGUUCCAAGGUGCAUAUAAAGAAAGAGAGGACUAUUUGCAGCACAAAAUGAAGCAACCUGAGGAGGAUGGCAAUGAGGAAUUCAGUAUAUUAAUUUCUUUCUGCUUUAAUCUGAAAGAGUGCAAGGAUGGUCUUACAGCUAGUGGGAUUUUGCAAGCAGGGGCUGUUUUCCUGGCUUUCCCGCAGGCUUCCUCAGUGACCUCAGGCAAGUUUCUUUGUGAGAGUUUGAGUGCAAUAUAAACUAAAGUGUUUGCCCAAAUGUGAAAUAUGGUUACAUUGCUAAUGUGCCUAAUCACACCUCUGCAAUGCCUUGUGUGCAACACAUUUCAGUAUGAACUAAUGAGGUAGGGGACGUUCACACGUUAGCCUGGCACCAUGGGUCAGGGAUGAAAGGUGAAAACCACGCUGGAACACAGAAGAUACUGGGAGCUGCUGGGAGAGGUGAGUAGGGAGUGAGUGAAUGUGAAGGGAGUGCAGAGCUGCAGUUUCCUGGGGGCCUCCUACCUCUGCCUCCCCUGCUGCCCCUCUAGUGUCCCUUUCACCUGAUGCCUGUUAGUGAGUUGUCUGUGCCUGGAAUUUCCCUUUUGCCAGUAGCUUGCAAAAAACCUUUGCAUCUGGCACAUUGACUGUGGUGGAGUGGUGAAUACAUUUUGAAUUGCAGCUUUGUAAUUUCUAUUUUGGAUGUACAUAUUGUGAUUAAAUAGAAUGUUUUUCUUUAGUCAUCAAUUUGUCUUCUUGUACCUAUUUUUAUCAUGCUCUAAAUAACAAAAAAGCAAGCAAAAGAGGUGUUAAAUUUUGUUGUGUCAUAAUGAAGUGGUUUUGCCAAAGGGCAAGUGAAAUGUCAUGAAGAAAUAUUUUUUAUAACUAUCCCAAUUUAGAUUUUGGCUCUCUGAUUAUUCUGAUAUUCUUCUUUAAUGAAUUGAUUUUAUUUAACUCAAGCCUAGUGAAUUUUCAGCUUAGCAAAGAUGGUUGUAAAUAAAUUAAUGGGAAAAUGUACACUUGGAGUAACAAGACUUUUUCUUUAAAUGGAAACAUUUGGGAGAUAAUCAGCAGCUUUCAUGGGAAAAAAUAAAGAAUUAAAGUGGUUCUGCAGUUGGAAAAAGACAAUGCUUGGAAAUGUACCAGACAUGGUAAUAAAAGCACUAAGAGAGAGUCCAUAGAGCAACAGAUUUAAGCAGUGACUGUCUAAUGAAGGAGCUGAUACAUCUGUAACAUGUCAGCCCAAAAAUACUUUGAAUGCGCUCCAGCCUGACAUGUUUUGUUCACCAAGAUUUGGUCAUUUAUUACCUUUGUGGGAUAAAAUAACAAUACUGGGCCUAAGUUGAGAGUAUUAAAAAUAUUAUCUUUAGCUUAGGUGCUGAACAUGUGAGUAUUUAUACAUUUGUAUAACUUACCUACUCCUCCUCCUACUGGGUGAGGAGCCCUGGUCAUAGGGUGGUGGGUGGUGGCUUGUGGCAGUGAAGUUGCCCAUGGGAGUGCUUCUUUCUUCCUGGGUGCUUCCCUGUCCGCAGGGAUUGGGAUAUUCCUGGGGGCAGAAUUUCUGCUGUGGCUGGGAAAGUGGUUGGUAACACCAGGGGCUCUGCCUCAGACAGGUCCAGGUCUCUUCCCGGUGGGUUCAGCUGAUUCCUCUCCGUCAUGAAAGUGGAGUUAACCCACCUCCUCCUCCUCAUGCAGCAUUAGUACAUGGCAAUGUUGCCAAAAGUGCUGUUUGCAUCAAUGGAGCUGGAAAUGGUUCUGUUGGUGGUUCAGAAAAUUAACAUCUUUUUCAUUUGUGGUGCCAGUAAGGGGAGAAAAAGGGGGUCAGUGGGCCAGUUCAUCCCAGCAGAGUUACUUUUAUGAACGUGGCACGGGACUUUGUGAGACUAUUCUUGUAUUCAGAUUCCACUGAGGAUUUUUUGUUAAUCUUUUGCUGGCUUGUUUGUUUAAAUUAAGCCCUGAUUAACUUAAGAAGCUUUCUUUGGCAUUUAAUAGUUUAUCAAAGUAAAAGAUUACACUGCCAAACCACACACACUUGUGUCCCACAGCUGAUUCUGAGGCAGUAAAAUUUGCUAUUCUCUCUGUGUUUCACUUACUGCACAGAAAGCACUUUAUCAUAAAAUGAUUUAAGGCACAUUUAUUGCCAGUGUCCUGUGGAGGAGCAGAGGAUCUUGUGGGUAUAAGGUUAGUGGCCUGUUUGCAUGUGGUUUAUGAUGCUGACAUUUGUUGUCAGCUGAACCUAACUGAGACUCUGGCCUGUAGGUGUGUGCUGAUGGCAACAAGAGUGGGGUUGUAACUGUCUGAUUUAUAAAACUUUUUAUUGGAACUCUUCCAGGAUUAAAAAAAAAAAAAAGGAGAAAAAGCAAAAUUCUAGAAAGUAUUUCUGCCUCCUCAGGCAAAUAUAAUGUGUGGCCAUCAAAAUUAUUCAUGUCAGAAAGUAUUCGUAUCAGGUAUCAGAAGCUAAUGAAAAUAGUUUAGAAGCUAACUAAAGAAGAGAAAGAAAGAAUUGUUGAACCUUGAAUGAGUGCCUCAGUGGAGAUGGAAAGAAGUGGCUGAAUUAAUUAUCCAUUACUAAGUAUUUGCCUAGCUUUAUCCUUCAUCAAGAUGGGGAAAAAAAUUGAAGUACUGUAGAGAUUUGGAGAUUAAAAAAAACGCUGGCUAAAUAAACCCUUGUAAUAAUGUGAUCUGUUGAAAUUUUAAAAUGCUGUAUUUUUGCAGGCUUGUUAAGUUGAAAAAUGUAUCAAAUAGGCUGGUGCUUCAAAAACUGAAUAAAUACAUUUCUGGGCCUGAUAACUAA